Molecule: messenger RNA, 3435 nt
Organism: Notothenia coriiceps (black rockcod)
Lineage: Eukaryota; Metazoa; Chordata; Actinopteri; Perciformes; Nototheniidae
Exons: 2
Coding region: 207-986 (259 amino acids)
Source: RefSeq, a predicted model, not a curated record
UCAGUGAUUCAAUGUUACAGAAACAAGAACAUCUAAAGCAACAGAGUGAAUAUCCAAUGUGAUAUAACCUUCAUGUGUACUGUGAAGGAUCUGAACGACAAUCAACACAAAACACCCACUAAAUACUGAAGUCUAUCACCUGUGGGCCACAUAAAUCAGCUUUAAAAAGACACAUCCAAGCAGAUUGAUCGGAGUCAUUCUUAAAAAUGCCCGGACAGCUUCCACCCCAGUUGUCCGGUCUGCUAAUCAACCUCUGUGAAGCUGGGAGACUAUUUAUUAAGCAGCAUGAAAGUAAGAAAACAAGAAUGCAAGCCAUUACAGAUGAACUUGUAGAAAUAUCUAACAAUUUAAAAGUGGUGCAGAACAAUCUGAACAAAGCCAGACUACAUGGGGCAGUCGUAGAAGGAGUUGGAGUAGUAACCGUGGGGCUAGCUGCAGCUUUUCUACCAGCUCCUGGAAAACUGGCAUUAUGCAUCACAGGAGGCACGGUAGCAGUCUGCGGAGUAAUAUGGGCUCUUACAGCAAAUGCUACCAAGGCCAUGACAGAGAUCAUGAGUAUCAUCAAAAUUGAAGAUUUGGGGAAAGAAUUAAUGGAAAUCAUCGAGCUGCUAAAGGGUCUCCUGGUGGACAUUAAGAAGGUGUCCCGGGAGUUGGAGGAAAAGUGCUCCUCUUUAAUUACACCAACGAGGAACCAGGCAAAGAUAGGACUGACGAAAACGGAAGAACUUCAGCAGCUUCUGAGGCAAACGGCUACACUGUCAGAGAAAAGCAAGGAAGUCGUGGACGGGACUCUCAACACACUGAGGCAAGUGAAGGAACUGUUAGACUUCAUUAUCACUCUCACCAGCAACACUCUUAAGACUGAGGAUGACGCGAAGCUCAGAGACUUAAUCACCGAUUCAGCUCUGCUGUGCGAGAACACCGUGCUGGAGUUUGCAAAGAUGAGGAACACGCUCAGGGACUACCUGGAGAAGCAGGCCGGGUAGGGACGUGCAACUCCAUCGUUGAAGUAAAGCACAGUGUUGCAUCACAGCUGCAAGCAAAAGUCCUUCGAUAAAAUACAAUUAAUCUCUACUUGCAGUCAAACAUAAUAUUCAUAUGAUCAUAAAUACAUUGUUGAAAGGUUUAUAUCCAAACGUAGGAAUACAAAUAAUUGCAUUUUUAUGUUUUUUGGAUUGUUUUUUUUUUAAUAUAAACCAGUAAAUGUUCGUAACCACAACUGUGUUUACUGUAUAUUUCGUCUGUGAUUGUUUUUUGUGAGUGUAAUAAGUACAAGUUGAAGUGAUCAUAUGUUAAAAGAAAUAUGUGAAAUGUUCUUUCUGUCAAAAGCAUCUGAAGACGUGAGUCUGUGUUUUUCAGCAGCUUGCAGGCUGAGCACAGGCAGGAGAGAUAGUUGACGCUGUAUUCUACAUAUUUUACAGACAGUUUUGUACGUGGUGUUCAAAAUGUAAAGACCACACUCUCAACCAGAGCAAGGACAAACUUCCAGUCUGAAAAGUGAAGCCAAUGUGGAAGUGCCUUUCUUUCUAGUAGUCAGAAUGGAGGCGACACUUGUACAGUGAUAUCGUAUAGAAGUCUAUGAAAGGACUUCUUUUACCUUAGUAAACAUUUCCUUAAAGGGUUUAUAGUUUAAAUGACUGAUCAAUCAUUUAAAGACUUCUUGAAUACUGUUUUGAGUUCAUUUUGUCAAGAUUCAGAGAUUUCAUGUGAAGGAACCAAGUGUUACAAUCUCUUAAACAUGCAGUAACCACAAAGCUGUUCAAUAUAGGCUACUGCUUUUUGGAUACUGUUGAUAAAUUAAUCAACCGAUGCAUUACACUUUGUCAGCUGUGAUAAAGACUUAAACAGGGCGGCAACAUUUUAGGAUUGUUGCCAAAUACUUUCACUGCUUAGUCAUACCUGGAAUUUACUGUCCUUUCACUUCGGUAAACAAUACAUUCAAUGACUAAGAUAGCUAAAAAUACAUCACAUAAAGGCUAUAGCACAGGAGAGCUAAUUGAUGCUAGCAUUUACAUUUGCUGCCUUUCAGUGCAUUCUGCCUCCACAGCCCGAUAUAUUUGAGCAGAUACUGUGGAUAAGAAAUGGCAAAACUGAUUAAAUAAUACACGUUGUCGUCACUCUUAUGUCUUGAGUUAAAAGUAGAGAGUAUUGGCACCAUUCCCAUCUCAGUGUGCCUUCUCUAUGAUAGCAUGUUUCCAGUUGUUAUGCUAAACUACAUAUACAGGUCAAAUACACUUGCAAUGCAGACUUUCCUCCAGUCCUCUAACAGCUCCGGUAACCUCGACACCAACUCUCAGAGCCCUGCUGACCCUGCUUGUUUGUGGUCAGAGCCAAUAGAGAUGCAUUUAUAAAAACUCACGCUGCUUCGGGCUGACUUUCGACACCCUCGUCAUGUGUUUCCACUUUAGCUGCAAUUGUAUUCCUCUUCAUUAUUCAUUCAAACAGAGCAGCAGCAGCAGCAGUGGCCAGCACUUGCAGCAAAUUUCUUCCAUGUGUUUCUAAUUGCCUCAGUCGAGGUGUUUUUAACACAAGGUGAAGUCAUUAACACAUGGGCACACUCUUUAGAUGUGGAGCCAGGCGGCCGCGGGUGAGAGGGUCGACAACAGCUAAUGCACCGAUACAGAAACACAUGUCACGCGCUGUGCAGAACACCAACGCACUAGUCCACUGCGCCACACGCCUCCUAUAUCUAUUAAUAUUACAUUUAAUCUCUGGUGUAACUUCUUUUUUUUCUCACUAUUUAACGAUCGGAGGAGACCAUCUUUACAAAUUACAUUGUAUGUAUCACGGCUCUUUCUAGAUCUUCAAAAACAAAAGGAAAAACAUUUUUAAAUUAAUGUAAUCCACAUUCAGGAUUUUUUUUUUUCUUUUAAAUUAUGUAUUUACUUGAGACAUCAUAUAGCCCAACAACUAUUGGCAUCUGCUGUUUAGCGUAAAUGUAUUUAUGAGUUAAUCCAAACUCUGCUGUGCAGAAACUCUUAGGGAAAAUACUGCAAAUGACUGAAAUGAGAUAUUGAAAUAUGUAGAGAAGACUGGACUAAAAGAUCUGGAGGACAAAUGUCCAUCUAUGCCAUGAAUAGAAAAGAUAUCCUGAUAAUUAACAUGUGCCUUCAGAGGGAAAUCAAAGAAGCUUUCAAGGAAAUAUUCAACACUUUUAUGCACUUCUUGGAAAGUUAGCAAGCACCUUUAAAAAUGUUUACUAUCUCUAUAUCUCUUAAUAGUACAUUUAAUUGAUCAUGAGUUAAGAAUUUAUAAUGUGUUUUCCCCUGUAUUUUAAGGAUUGGAGGACGGCAUCUUUACAAAUGUCAUUGUAUGUAUGGCGGUACAUAUUCUUUCUACAUGUUAUUUUUCAUAUGUCAUAUUAUAAUCCACAUUCAGGAUGUUCCAUUAACUUUGAUGCUAUAUACUUUCGUUUAGACAUCAUAUAGCAUCAUU